AAGAUGGCGGCGGGUCCCGCCCCACCGCGCCCCCAGCCCAUCGCCGCGGCCUCCCGCGCUCCGUACCCGCCGCGCGGCUGUACCCGCCUGCGCCAGCCUCCGCCUUCCCUUAUCUCCGUCCUUCUCUCCCGGUGCGGUGCGGGAGCCAGCGGCGUGCCCCCGGUGCAGCCUUCCGCCCUCCCUGACACCCCGCCGCCAUGCUGGCCGCCACCGCCGCUCUCCUCCGCCGCUGCGCUGUCUCCGGCCUUCGCACCGCCGUCCACCGGCCCGCCGGCCCUACAGCUGUGCUGCAUGCCCGCUGCUACUCUCACGGGUCACAAGAGUCAGAUGAAGAAUUCGAUGCUCGCUGGGUGACAUAUUUCAACAAGCCAGAUAUUGAUGCCUGGGAGCUCAGGAAAGGCAUAAACACACUGGUGGGUUACGACCUGGUCCCAGAACCAAAAAUCAUUGACGCGGCUCUGAGGGCCUGCAGACGGUUAAAUGACUUUGCCAGCACUGUCCGCAUCCUGGAGGUUGUAAAGGACAAGGCAGGACCUCACAAGGAAAUCUAUCCUUACGUUAUCCAGGAGCUUAGACCAACUCUGAGUGAACUGGGAAUCUCCACUCCAGAGGAACUGGGCCUGGACAAAGCAUAAACUUUAUUGGUGCAUUACUCAAGUGUUUUACUGAUGCUACCUGAUUGUACACAGUCACCUGGAGACACAAACCUUAAAUCUUAUCUGAAAUAACUUCUUCCUUUAUUGAGUCGCAGUGUAAGUGCUGUGGAGUUGGACCUAAUAAAGGAGAAACUGGUUUGACUGA
Messenger RNA from Chiroxiphia lanceolata (lance-tailed manakin), 801 nucleotides. Its product is annotated as cytochrome c oxidase subunit 5A, mitochondrial. NCBI's taxonomy places the organism in Eukaryota, Metazoa, Chordata, Aves, Passeriformes, Pipridae. The transcript has 5 exons. Gene Ontology annotation, biological process: mitochondrial electron transport, cytochrome c to oxygen. The record is from RefSeq and is a predicted model, not a curated record. Bases 198 to 635 code for a protein of 145 amino acids. Gene Ontology annotation, cellular component: mitochondrial inner membrane.